ACCGCUUUACAGCUACGCAGUUUUUCACAGACACACAAAUUCCAUUAAAACAAACAAAUCUCUCUUUCUUUCUCUCUUUUCUCUAAAACAGAGAAGAUCCCUUUUCUUCACACCUCCAAUAAAAAAAAAUAAUUCAGAUCCUAGUUACAGACCUCCCAAUCCAUUUCCAUCAACAAUUUUUUAGCUACCCAUUGUUCAAAUCUGUGUCAAAACAUCGUCAAAGUUCAGAAAUUGAGGUCAGAUUUAUCAAAUUUCUAACCCUAGUUUUAUUUUGGGUGAAUUUUUUGGAAUUGAAGAUGAAGAGUUCAAAUUGAAGGAUUUCAACAGAGGCCCUCGUUUCAUUUUCAUCAAUCGAGUACACCCUUUUUCAGAAAUCUGUAAAUCCUGUGAAUUUUAUGAGAAAUCACUAACCCUAGAUUUUGAUGUAGAUUUUGUGAUUUCUUAUUAAUUUUUUUUCUUUUGUGAAAUAUGAUGAUGAUGGAGAUGAAUUUUAGGGAUUUUCAGAAACCCUAGUUUCGAUUUCUUCUUCUGAGUGUAAAUUUUGUGAAUUUUACGGAAUUUUUUGUGAAGUUUUCUACAAUUAAUUGAUUGAUGGAGCCCAGAAAGGUUCUGAUUUUAGUGGUGUUAGGUUUAUUUGGUAACAUUUCGUUUACUGCUUCACAAUUAUUUCCGCCGCCGAUUCAGAGUUUCAUUCCUUCAGAAUUAUCUCCGCCACCAGCUCAGAAUUUAGCUCCUCCUCAAUUAUCACCACCAGCAUUUCAGAAUCUCGCACCACCGUUGACACCACCUCCGCCUCCUCCAGCACCGUUUCCUCCUCCCCCUCCUUUCGUGCCACCUCCACCUCCUCAAGCUCAAUCUCCACCACCGCCACCACCACCACCAGCUCCUCAGCAUUCUCCUCCUCCUCCGCCACCGCAUUGGAGGAGACCGCCACCACCUUGGGGUAAUCCUAAUUAUGCUGGACGUAGGAAUGAGAGGAGGAAACCAGGUGGGGAGAUGAAUUUUGGGAAGAAAAUUGGGUAUUUAUUUAUUUUUGUUGCUGGGGCUCUUCAAAUUGGUGUUAUUUCGUUUUUGGGAUUUAAGAGAUGGAAAAUUUCAAAGAUUAGAGAUCGAGGAUGAGAUGUGAAUUUGUGGCUCUUGAUUUGUUUGUGUAAUGUGUAACUUAAUGUUUUACUUCUACUUCUUACGAUGAUGGUGAUGGUGAGAUUAUUCUUUUGCUUGAAUUGGUGAGGGUAGAGUUCCGAAUCAGAGGAAUGUAGGGUUUGGAUUUGAUUGGAUUGAAUCGGAAGCGGAUUUUUCAGCAGGCAGCGGUCGGAUCAUUGCGGUGUGUGUGCCCAGAUCAGUAGUUCUCAAUUAAUGGCUUGUGGCCUUUGCCGUUAUUCUCAAAAUUGAUCCGCUGUUGAAAGCCGCUUCUAAAUCUAUCCAGCAAGGGUGUGGAACAUUAAGUCAUGCAGUAGUAACUCGAGGUAUGCAAAAGUUCAUCAUCUGUGAAAGGAUUCCCUUUCAAGAGAAUUCAACCUUAAAAAUAGUUAAAAAGCAAAAGAAUGACAAGGAAAUGAACGCAGAAUAUGAGAUCAACAGCUUAGGUAUGCUCUUGUUAAUUUUACGAUUCUUGUCAUGCGAAAGAGUAAAAAUUUGUUUAUCCACGGUUAUGAUAUCGAUCAUCAUGUCUAUAUAUCAUCUUCUAAGAGUUAGAUUUAUAGUGGGGGAUACCACCCCCUGCAUACAUUAUGUACACCACGUUUGUUCCAUUAUUUGAUUUUUUUUUAAUAUAUUCAAAUCUCGAAGUACAGUUGUAUUCUUUUUAAUUGCGAGUUAGAUGAGAAAUUAAAUA
This is a messenger RNA of Papaver somniferum (opium poppy), 1834 nucleotides long. RefSeq names its product leucine-rich repeat extensin-like protein 3. The record is from RefSeq and is a predicted model, not a curated record. The transcript is spliced from 2 exons. The coding region runs from base 592 to 1119 and encodes 175 amino acids. NCBI's taxonomy places the organism in Eukaryota, Viridiplantae, Streptophyta, Magnoliopsida, Ranunculales, Papaveraceae.